Fomitiporia mediterranea MF3/22 is the source of this 486-nucleotide messenger RNA. RefSeq lists its product as uncharacterized. The record is from RefSeq and is a predicted model, not a curated record. The transcript has a single exon. The coding region runs from base 1 to 486 and encodes 161 amino acids. NCBI's taxonomy places the organism in Eukaryota, Fungi, Basidiomycota, Agaricomycetes, Hymenochaetales, Hymenochaetaceae.
AUGCCCUUCGGUGCCCAAGGGACUACCGGCAAUGCAGGCCAAGGAGCUACAGGUCCGAGAGGCGCUGAGCGGCGGCAUUCAGCACCUGCACGACCGCGCGAACGGAAGGAAUGGACGGUUCCUCCUCCUCCAGGUCUUACACUGCGUGAACGCAUUGAGAAGCGUGAACGCGAAGCGGGAUUGCGUUGUGAUGAAGUUAGUUGUAGUCUUGCUCCGACGGAUGAUGAUCCGUUGCCUCAUUGGCCGGAAGACAUGUUGGAGAAACUUGCCGUCCGACGCGAUGGCUCUGCGAACAAUGAACCUCUAUGCGCGCACCGCUUCCAUCCGGCCUGCCUUGUUGAUGCAGGUCGUGUUGCGGGAUGGGAUGGACGUGGCGAAGACGGUGUUGUCGAAGUAUCAUGUCCUAUUUGUCGUACUAUCGGACACGUUGAAGAGGAAGAGUGGAGAGCUGGUGAAAAAGCGUGUGGAGCCGCUUUCACGCAAUGA